AUGGCCUCCGCUGCGAGAUCGGUUUCCCGCGCUCUGCGCUCCACCCCGGCUACCUCCGCCUUCAGACCAGCCGUUCGCAGCUCCCGGUUCGCCCUCCCUUCCCAGGGUUUCCGUGCUGCUUCGCGCCGUGGCUAUGCCUCCGAGGCUGACGCUGGCAAGAAGUCCAACACCUUCCUGUGGGCUGGCCUUGCUGUUGCUGGUGGUGCUGGUGCAUACUUCUACCUGAAGGGCGGCGAUGCGGGCGUCAGCUCUAAGGAUUUCGUUCCCACCCAGGCAGACUACCAGAAGGUGUACGAUGCCAUUGCCAAGCGCCUCGCUGAUGAGACCGACUACGAUGAUGGCAGCUACGGACCUGUCCUCGUCCGAUUGGCAUGGCACGCAAGCGGUACCUACGAUAAGGAGACCGGCACUGGUGGCAGCAAUGGCGCUACUAUGCGAUUCGAUCCCGAGUCCGGCCACGGUGCCAACGCUGGUCUCAAGACCGCCCGGGACUUCCUGGAGCCCAUCAAGGCCCAGUUCCCCUGGAUCACCUACUCUGAUCUCUGGACCCUCGCUGGCUCCUGCGCCAUCCAGGAACUGGGUGGCCCCGUCAUUCCCUGGAGGCCUGGACGUGAGGACCGGGAUGUUUCUGCCUGCACCCCCGACGGCCGUCUCCCCGAUGCCUCCAAGGACCAGAGACACAUUCGUGACGUCUUUUACCGCAUGGGCUUCAACGACCAGGAGAUGGUCGCCCUGAUCGGUGCCCACGCUUUGGGCCGCGCCCACACUGAUCGCUCGGGCUUCGAUGGCCCCUGGGACUUCAGCCCUACUGUCUUCUCCAACGAGUUCUUCCGCCUCCUGGUUGACGAGAAGUGGCAGCAGAAGAAGUGGAGCGGACCUACCCAGUUCACCGACAAGACCACCCAGACCCUGAUGAUGCUUCCCACCGACAUUGCCCUGGUUAAGGACAAGGAGUUCAAGAAGCAUGUCGACCGCUACGCCAAAGACAACGAUGUUUUCUUCAAGGAGUUUACUGACGUCUAUGUUAAACUCCUGGAGCUGGGCGUCCCCUUCACCAGCAAGGCUGAAGACCGAUAUGUGUUCAAGACCUCUGAAUCAACCGCCCUCCCCCCCCCAGAUUACUACGAGAUCCUAAACCUCCCUUUCUCGGAAUCAUCUCGUACAGUCUCAAAACAACAAGUGAAAGGCGCAUACCACAAGGCUUUACUCCAACACCACCCGGACAAAGCGUCCCACGCGAUCGCGAUCGCGAAAGAUCUGAAUCCCACCCUGCUUUCCGCUUCCUCCGCGGAGGAAGACCCCGAUAGUCCAAAGGGAGGACGACCCUUCACGAUUGACGAAAUCACAACCGCAUACAGGAUCCUCUCGGACCCUUCCUUGCGCGCGGAAUACGACCGCUCACUCCGUCUCGAUCGGGCGAGGGCCCUCGAUCGCGAGAAAACAGGGACGGCGUUCUUCCAUACGGGGCUUGAGGUUGUGGAUCUAGAGGAUUUCGAGUGCGACGAGGGAGAUGCAGGUGCAGAUGGAGAGGUGCAGUGGUAUCGCGGGUGUCGGUGUGGUGAUGAACGGGGGUUCCUGGUGAGGGAAACGGAGUUGGAGAGGGAGGCGGAGCAAGGGGAGAUCGUUGUUGGUUGUCGCGGGUGUAGCUUGUGGGUGAAGGUUUUGUUCGCCGUACAGGAUGAGGAUUGUGAUGGGGAUUGUGAUUGCUCUGGGCAUGGGCAAGAGGGAAGCGACGAGGUUGGGCUGAAGACUUGA
Messenger RNA from Aspergillus ochraceoroseus IBT 24754, 1755 nucleotides. RefSeq lists its product as uncharacterized. The transcript has 3 exons. NCBI's taxonomy places the organism in Eukaryota, Fungi, Ascomycota, Eurotiomycetes, Eurotiales, Aspergillaceae. The record is from RefSeq and is a predicted model, not a curated record. The coding region runs from base 1 to 1755 and encodes 584 amino acids. Gene Ontology annotation, molecular function: peroxidase activity; heme binding. Gene Ontology annotation, biological process: cellular response to oxidative stress; hydrogen peroxide catabolic process; response to reactive oxygen species.